Messenger RNA from Rasamsonia emersonii CBS 393.64, 3459 nucleotides. RefSeq names its product CCAAT-box-binding transcription factor. Gene Ontology annotation, cellular component: nucleus. NCBI's taxonomy places the organism in Eukaryota, Fungi, Ascomycota, Eurotiomycetes, Eurotiales, Trichocomaceae. The transcript has 4 exons. The record is from RefSeq and is a predicted model, not a curated record. The coding region runs from base 1 to 3459 and encodes 1152 amino acids.
AUGGCGAAAAACAAGGGGAAGCGCUCUGCUGGCGCUGAAUCGGCCAGUGGAAAUGGAGACGUCGUGGGAAAAAAUGAUACUGCAUCAGCCAACGGCGAAACAGCUUUGCCCUCGCUGGACGAAAGCGCACUGGCGAACCUGACCCAAAAGAUCGAGCAGAAAUUGCAGAGCGGUAGCGGUGCGAACAAGGACUCCCAGAAGAAACCGAACAAUUCCCCGUCCAGCGCGAAGAAGAAGAACAAGUCAAAAGAUUCCGCGCAGCCUCCCGGAGGAGGAGGAGAACAGAAAGCGAAUCAGGGCAAGAAGCGGGACCGCAAUGGCGAUGUCAUCGCGAGGGAAGAGAAAGGCGGGAAAAAUAAUAAGCCUUCGAAGAAGUCUGAAGGUGAUAGCAAGAAUGACGUCCUCAGACAACAGAUUCUGGCACUGGGUGGGAGCAAGGAGGAUUUUGAUCUCAUUGCCAACGUUGAUUCGGAGUCUGAGGCGGAAAAUAUUGCCAAUGGCACCAAGCAAGCCAAGGGCCAGCCAGACGAAGAUUCGUUACGGAAGGAGCUCGCAAAGAUUAUGAAGGAUGCAGGACACGUCAAGCCGGACGAUCUGAAAGAACAGGAGGAUGACGAGGAUGAAGAUGAAAAUGGGGGUGUUGAGGUUGAAGAUCUUGACAAACACACUCCUCCUCCCCCUCCCACGGAGGCCACAAAGGAUAUGUCUAAAAAAGAGCCUCCUGCUAAGAAGGACUCAGCAAAGAAGGACUCUACUAAGGACUCUACCAAGAAGGACGCUACCAAGGACGCUACCAAGAAGGACUCUACAAAAAAGGACUCGGGUAAAAAACAAGAUGAGACUAUGCCAAAGGAAUAUUCGAAGUUGGCAAUUCCACCCAGAUCCGACUGGUUUAACACGCCUCUCCCUACCAUCUCCACCCCCAAGGUGAUCACUGGGCUUCCCCGAUAUCUUUUGGACAAAAUACGACAGUACGCGAUGACGCUCUUGGAAAAGGAGAACCAGAUGUAUACGCAAAUUCAGCAGACGACGGCUUCAUCAUCCCACAAAUUCUACUCAACCAUCAUGACGUCUGGAACGCUCAACGACAAGAUCUCUGCGCUGACACUGGCAGUCCAAGAGUCUCCAGUACACAACAUCAAGGCUUUGGAGAAUCUAAUCGGCUUGUCCAGGAAGCGGAGCCGUGCUCAGGCAGUCGAAGUACUCAGGGCUCUUAAAGAUAUGUUUUCCCAGGGUACUUUGCUUCCGAGCGACCGUAAAUUGAAGACGUUCGCAAACCAACCCUCACUCGUGGCUGCGUUUCAGAGUUCUGGGAACAAGUGGACUGAGGGAGACCCUCUGCCUGGAGGGCUUCAGCCUUGCCAUCUCAUUAUGUGGGCCUUUGAGGACUACCUUAAAGAACAGUACUUUGAGGUUCUGAAGGUCCUGGAAACGUGGUGUAAUGACGAGAUUGAAUUUUCGCGAUCUCGGGCCGUGACCUACGUCUACGAGCUUCUGAAGGAGAAGCCGGAACAGGAGGCUAAUCUGCUGCGCCUCCUCGUCAACAAGCUAGGUGACCGGGGCAGAAAGAUUGCGUCACGAGCCUCUUAUCUCCUGCUUCAACUGGAGCAGGCACAUCCCCUGAUGAAGCCGAACAUCAUCACAGCCGUGGAGGAAUUUAUUUUCCGCCCAGGUCAGACUUUGCAUGCGAAGUACUAUGCUGUCAUCACACUCAACCAGACCAUCCUCAGCAGCAAAGAAGAGAAGGUCGCUGUCCAGUUGCUCGAUAUCUACUUCUCGCUCUUUGUCACUCUGCUGAAGCCGGCUAAGAAAGAGAAUGCCGAGCGGGAUUCGAAGAAGCAUACCAAGUUUAAGAAAGGCAAAAAGAAGGAUGCCAAAUCUGCCAAGACGAAGACCGACGACGAUCAGCUCCGAGAAAAGCUGAUCUCGGCUGUCUUGACAGGUGUCAAUCGAGCUUACCCUUUUACUAGCUCUGACACCGAGCGUCUCACAAAACAUAUCGACACUCUCUUCCGCAUCACCCACUCGUCAAACUUCAACACGAGCAUUCAAGCUCUCAUGCUGAUCCAACAGCUCACCAUGGCGCAUCAGGUUUCAGCCGACCGGUUUUACAGAACGCUGUACGAAUCACUCCUUGACCCACGAGUGGCCACUUCUUCAAAGCAGGCUCUUUAUCUCAACCUAAUGUAUAAGUCAUUGAAGAAUGACACGAAUCUCAAGAGGGUGAAGGCGUUUGUGAAGCGGAUUAUCCAGGUGCUGGUGUUACAUCAGCCAUCCUUCAUCUGUGGUGUAUUUUUCCUGAUCCGAGAGCUUGAGAAGACAUUCCCUGCUCUCCAGUCCCUUGUGGACCAGCCUGAGGAGGAUGAGAGCGACGAGGAGGAAGUGUUUAGGGAUGUUCCUGACGAGGAAGAUGGGGAGAAACAAGCAGAAGCGACGCAAACUUCUGAAGCAGCCCAGUCACAAAAGAAGUCCAAUGGCUAUGACCCCCGCAAAAGAGAUCCCCAGCACAGCAAUGCUGACAAGAGCUGUCUCUGGGAGCUUAUGCCUUAUCUUACGCACUUCCACCCGUCCGUCUCUGUUUCCGCAGCCCAUAUCCUUUCCCACGAACCUCUGUCCGGAAAGCCCGAUCUGACUCUGCACACACUGACACAUUUCUUGGACCGUUUCGUCUAUCGCAAUCCCAAGCAAUCUGCGCCGUUGCGCGGCUCGUCGAUCAUGCAGCCGCUUGCUGGCACGGAAACCCGGGACGUGCUCGUCGCACCUGGUGGCGUGGCCGGAAAAGCCCGUGCUCAGGAGCCAGUCAAUUCCGAAGCCUUCUGGCGGAAGCGUGCCGAAGAGGUGGCGGCAGAGGAUGUCUUCUUCCACGAAUACUUCAACCGACUGGGUAAGGAUAAGAAGCAGAAGAAGGAAAACAAGGCAAAGAAAGAUCCCGUCGCCCGCGACGAAGAAGCAGGCGAGAGCGACAACGAGUCGGAGAUCUGGAAGGCGUUGGUCCAGUCGAGACCCAAAUUGGAAGCCGACGAAGACAGCGAUGUUGACCUUGACAUGGACGAUCUGGAGUCCGACUUCGAUGAGGACGAUGGAGAAGGCGAAGGAGAGCAAGAAGAUGGCGACGUCAUCUUUAAUGAAGAGUCUGAUGAGGAGUCGGAGGAGGAAGAAGAACAGGAGGAGGAGGAGGACGGUGAGGCUGGCGCAGCCAAGAAGGCGAAAGGACAGCCUUCUGAUGACGAAGACGAAGACGGCGACGGCUUCGACAUGGAUGUUUCGGACGAUGACGCAUUCCGGGACAGCGACGAGGAGCUGCCGUCAGACCUCGACGUCGGAGGAGCCGAUGCGCAGACGACAGAGAAAGAUGACAAAGGCGGACGCAGGAAGCGGCGCAAGCUCCGUCACCUGCCUACCUUUGCAUCCGUUGAUGACUAUGCCGCGCUGCUGGAGAAUGAAGACGAUGGGAUGUGA